Messenger RNA from Colletotrichum acutatum, 1539 nucleotides. RefSeq lists its product as uncharacterized. The record is from RefSeq and is a predicted model, not a curated record. The coding region runs from base 1 to 1539 and encodes 512 amino acids. The transcript has 2 exons. Lineage: Eukaryota; Fungi; Ascomycota; Sordariomycetes; Glomerellales; Glomerellaceae.
AUGCUUGUGGGAAGGUCGGUUCCGGAGCUCAUUCUGGUGAGGUCCAUGGUAAUAUACUUCCAGUACCUCGGAUUCCUCUGCUUCCUCUACUUUUGGUUCAUAUUCGCUCUCGCUGGUGUACCCGGUAUCGCUCAUCCCGUAUCCAUCCUCAUCGAAGUCGUUGGUGCCAUCGAAAUCAUCUUUUACUUUGCCUGGUUUGUGCCGUAUCGCCGACGUCUACAGAAACCCGGCCUUCAGCCAGAGCCUCUGAAUCAGGAAGAACGGCGGCGGUUCUUCUACCAGGGAUUGGAUCACGCGCCAGAUGUCGAGCAGUAUAUUCGAAAAUGGCACUGCAACGCCCAGCUCGGUGAUAUUCGCAGGGAGAAUGUCAAAGACUGGUUGAUGUGGGCAUUAUUUGACAAGCAAGGCAAUCCGCAAGAGCAUGACGAGGAACUCGAGGAGUAUAUUGCGGAAACCGAAGAGCGGGCUGGAGUCAAUAUCAAGAGAGGCUUCGGAGACGCAACACCAAUGCGCCUCAGUUUCGAUGCCAUUACAAUCACCCACCGGAGCCUAAUGUAUUACCUUACCACUGGCACCCUCGACUUCUUCGCAACCCUCGUCCUCUUCAUCAGAGGCUUCAAAUUUUACCGUCAACCACGCAACACCUUCUUCUCCGUCUUUCCAUGGCGGCCCAUGACCCUCUUCUCGCCCAACGAGUCUGCUGACCCGAAGCUAAGCUACUUUUGCCGCCCGCACACGUCAGAGACCAAGCGUCCCAUCCUCUUCAUGCACGGCGUCGGCGUCGGCAUGCUCCCGUAUCUACUGUGGCUCUGGAGCAUUCCAAAGGACGUUGGCGUGCUGUGUAUCGAGAUUCUCCCCGUCUCCUCGCGGAUUUGCCCCCCUUUGCAGACAACCAAGGAGCUUGUCGACGGCAUAGACGCUAUCAUCAAACAGCAAAACUACAAUGACUUUGUCUUUGUUGGAAACUCCUUUGGCACGCUCUUCGUUUCCCCGCUGCUACAAAGACCCGACAUCGCGGCAAAGAUUAACUCCAUCGUCCUCAUCGACCCCGUAUCAUUGCUCCUCCACCUCCCCGCCGUGGCCUACAACUUUACGCGGCGCACACCGAAAUGGGGCAACGAAUGGGAAAUCUGGUUCGUUGCCACAGACCCCAUGGUUGCACACACCCUUGCCCGCCGCUUCCGUUGGCAAGACUUCAUCCUCUGGACGCCUCAGCUACAAGGAAAGCGUACCACCGUCGUCCUCGGCGGUGAGGACUGCGUCACCGAUCCAGACGCCGUGGCGAGCUACGUCUACUUUGGCGACCUCAACUAUACGCGACACGACAAGCCCGAGUGGGCGACGACGCCUCAGAGGUGGAGCGGGAAAGGGGAGCUGGAACUCAUGUACCUGGCCGGCAUGGAUCACGGCCAGGCGUUUUUGAGCAUCAAGCACAUGCCGCAGAUUGGCAAUGUUGUAAUAGCGUAUACGCACCUGAGCGGGGUGAUGGAGUCGAGACAGGCGGAUGCCGCCAAGGAGGAAGAACAGAACCAGAUUUGA